Messenger RNA from Sorghum bicolor (sorghum), 2100 nucleotides. Its product is annotated as probable serine/threonine-protein kinase PBL7. The coding region runs from base 260 to 1642 and encodes 460 amino acids. Gene Ontology annotation, molecular function: protein kinase activity; ATP binding. The record is from RefSeq and is a predicted model, not a curated record. The transcript is spliced from 5 exons. Gene Ontology annotation, biological process: protein phosphorylation. NCBI's taxonomy places the organism in Eukaryota, Viridiplantae, Streptophyta, Magnoliopsida, Poales, Poaceae.
UUAAUUAAAACAUGUUUUCUUUCUUUUGUGCGAGCAGACUUUAGGCCGCACGCUGCUCCUCAUCCUCCUAUCUCCUCAGUCUUCUUCUUCUCCGCUUUUUUCCCCUUCUUCUGGACGCACCUGGAAAAGUUGAUCCAUUUCUCGGCAGCUGCCAGUCCUCUAUUGACAUCCCGGCGGACCCAAAGCCCCCCCAAGGAUUGGGGAUUUCUGCUUCCUGUUCUGCUCCUGCUGUAGGCGUUGUUGAUUCGGGUGAUGAGAGAUGGCCUUCUUGGCGUGCUUGUGCCGAUGUCCUCAGGACGAGGACGACGACGACAAGGAAGGGGAACAGUUCAGAAUCAAUCGCCAGGUGGCCUCAGUGGACUACUCAAAAUCUCCUGAAAGCUGCCCAUUGAAGACUGAGAGAGCGGUGCAUAUGGAAGGAGCCCAGCUAAUUGGUAGACAUGAUGAAGCAACAAUCUUCACGUUGCGUCAGCUUGCUGAGGCUACCAAAAAUUUCAGUGAGGACUAUCUUUUGGGGCGAGGAGGAUUUGGUUGUGUCUAUAAAGCAACUCUUAGUAAUGGACAGGUUGUUGCAGUCAAACAACUUGAUCUAAAUGGGUUCCAAGGGAACAGAGAAUUCCUUGUGGAGGUUCUCAUGCUCAACCUCCUGCAUCACCCUAAUCUAGUCAAUUUGCAUGGCUACUGUGUUGAUGGUGAUCAGCGCUUGCUUGUUUAUGAGUAUAUGCCAUUGGGAUCACUAGAAGACCAUCUACAUGAUCUUGCACCUGAUCAAGAACCUCUUGAUUGGAGAACACGGAUGAAGAUAGCUGCUGGUGCAGCGGCUGGUUUGGAAUACCUACAUGAUAAGGCAAAUCCUCCAGUUAUUUACCGAGACAUUAAACCAUCAAACAUUCUUCUUGGUGAAGGGUAUCAUGCAAAAUUGUCCGACUUUGGACUUGCUAAGCUUGGUCCUGUAGGUGAUAAGACUCAUGUGACAACACGUGUCAUGGGGACACAUGGUUAUUGUGCUCCUGAAUAUGCCUUAACUGGACAGCUGACAGUGAAGUCUGACAUCUAUAGUUUUGGCGUCGUUUUCCUUGAGCUAAUUACAGGCCGAAGACCACAAGACAGUGAUCGCCCUCCUGAGGAACAAGACUUAGUUGCAUGGGCUCGUCCAUUGUUCAAAGACCAAAAGAAGUUUCCCAAGAUGGCUGAUCCAUUGUUGCAGGGCCACUUCCCAAGGAGGGGUUUAUAUCAGGCACUGGCUAUUGCAGCAAUGUGUUUGCAGGAGAAAGCUAAAAACCGGCCUCCCAUUAGGGAAGUUGCCGCAGCUCUCUCUUACUUAGCAUCACAAACAUAUGACAGGAACAACACUGCUCCCCGCCGUAACCGUGCUGGGGCUUCAACAUCAAGAGUUCUGGACGAUCAGAUUGGCCAGGACACCACACUGGCUAAUCAACAAGGAGCUCAGAUGUCCAUGCAUGGCCAGACAAAUCACGUCAUGCCUGAAGUGAAGGAAACUUCCUGGAGUGGGAAUGGUUCACAUCGUGGAGGAAGGGGCAGAGUUACUCCAAAUGGCACUGAUAGGGAGCGUGCACUUGCAGAUGCCAAUGUAUGGGCCGAGGCUUGGAGGCGCCAGGAGAAGGCGAGCAAAAUGCGAUAGCGAUUCAGAGCCUGACUGUGACCUCUGCAUUAGUUUUGACAUGUCAUUGCAAAGAUGCUUAUUUUGCAUACAUUUUGAAAGAUAACUGUGGAUACAGAAGGAUUGUUAGAAGAUAAUGAGGAAUAAUGUGCAGCGGAAAUGUAGAGCUUCACCAGAGUGAGCGCUUCAAAGAUUUCACCGGUGGAAUCUACAGUACUCAGACUUGUUUCACUGCGUACAUGUAGUUUGCUUUAUAGACACAGACACUCCUCACUCCAUAGAUACAUGUAAUAGCUCCAUAAUAGGCACACGACCUUUCUGUAGUGGAAGUUCAGCGGUUUUGGAUACAUAACAUAGGAUCCGCUGUUGGCAUACAUGAAAUGGUAUGUGUUACCACUUACAACAUAUACAUUUUUAUGUCAUUCACGUUAAAAACUUCGGUGCUCUUUUUCGCCAGUGUUAUAUUCAGAUUUUGUACA